This is a messenger RNA of Ilyonectria robusta, 2562 nucleotides long. RefSeq names its product family 2 glycosyl hydrolase. The transcript is spliced from 2 exons. The coding region runs from base 1 to 2562 and encodes 853 amino acids. Lineage: Eukaryota; Fungi; Ascomycota; Sordariomycetes; Hypocreales; Nectriaceae. Gene Ontology annotation, biological process: glycoprotein catabolic process; carbohydrate metabolic process. The record is from RefSeq and is a predicted model, not a curated record. Gene Ontology annotation, molecular function: beta-mannosidase activity.
AUGGCUCCUCGCACCGUCACGGCCAUCGACAAGAACUGGCAAUUCAGGCAGGCCGCCCACGACGACAGCACCUACUUGCCCGUCGGCCAGUUCCCAACCAACGUCCACCUUGACCUACUGCACAAUAAAAAGAUCCCCGACCCGUUCAUUGGCAAAAAUGAGCUUGAUGUUCAAUGGAUCGGCGAGGUUGCCUGGGUUUACAAGACGACCUUUGCCGGCCAGAAAGUGCCCAAAGGCGCCAAGGCCGUUCUGGCGUUUGAUGGCCUCGACACCUUCGCCACGGUGCGCCUAAACGGCAAGACGAUCCUGGAGGCGGAAAACAUGUUUCUUCCAGAGCGUGUGGAUGUCACAGAUGUGCUAGCACAGGAUGGUGAUAAUGAACUGGAGAUUACUUUCGACAGUGCCUACCUCCGCGGCUGGAAGCUUGUUGAGGAGCAUCCGGACCACAAGUACAUCUGCUGGAAUGGCGAUGAUUCGAGGUUGGCCGUCCGCAAGGCGCAAUAUCACUGGGGAUGGGACUGGGGCCCCGCCCUCUUGACCUGUGGUCCUUGGAGACCCAUUUCCCUUGAGGUAUAUGACUCUCGCAUCUCCGAUCUUCACAACGAGAUCAAGGUGGACGAAUCUCUAAAGAGCGCCAAGGUGGUGGCCCGCGCUACGACAGAGGGCACAGCGUCCAAAGUGCAAUUCAGCAUUUCCCUAGAUGGUACCGAAGUUGCAUCCCAAACCGCAGAUGUCCAGGACGGCAAGGCGGAGUCGACUUUUGAGAUUGAGAACCCAGAGCUUUGGUACCCAGUCAGACACGGAAAGCAAACCAUGUACACGGUCAAGGCCAUUCUACUUUCGGAGACUGUCGAAGUGGACUCAGUGUCGAAGAGGAUUGGCAUUCGCAAGCUCGAGCUUGUCCAGCGACCGCUAAAGGAGCAGCCCGGCACCAGCUUCUUCUUCGAGGUCAACAACAUCCCGAUCUUCUGUGGCGGCAGCGACUGGAUUCCCGCAGACAACUUCAUCCCUCGUAUUUCCAAGCAGAGAUAUUACGACUGGGUUAAGCUAGUGGCCGAUGGCAAUCAAUUCAUGAUCAGAGUGUGGGGUGGCGGCAUCUACGAAGAGGAAGCCUUCUACGACGCCUGCGACGAACUAGGCGUUCUGGUUUGGCAAGACUUCAUGUUUGGCUGCGGAAACUACCCUUGUUGGCCAGAGCUGCUGAAGUCCAUCGACCGCGAGGCCAGGGAGAAUGUCAAGCUCCUGCGACAUCACCCCAGCAUUGCCAUCUGGGCUGGCAACAACGAGGACUAUCAGGUGGCCGAGAGCGACAAUCUCACCUACGACUUUGACAACAAAGAUGCUGAGAGCUGGCUGAAGACGGAUUUCCCGGCUCGAUACAUCUAUGAGAAGAUCCUUGCGGACGUGUGCAAGGACCUCAUCCCUGAGACGACGUACCACUAUGGCAGUCCUUGGGGUGGCAACAAGACGACCGAUCCCACUAUUGGAGAUAUCCAUCAAUGGAAUGUCUGGCACGGAAGCCAGGAAAAGUACCAGAACUUCGACAAGCUUGUCGGUCGUUUUGUGUCUGAAUUCGGCAUGGAGGCCUUCCCCAGCAUCAAGACCAUCGAUGCGUAUCUUCCACUGGGCAAAGAUGAUCCGGACCGCUUCCCGCAAUCUUCGACUGUCGACUUCCACAACAAGGCAGAUGGCCACGAGCGCCGCAUUGCCCUCUAUCUCGUAGAAAACAUGCGAUAUGCCCCUGACCCGAUAGAGCACUUCAUCUACUGCACCCAGCUGAUGCAGGCCGAGUGUCUUGCGUCAGCCUACAGACUCUGGAAGCGCGAGUGGCGUGGCCCCGGCAAAGAGUACUGCGGUGGUGCGCUUGUCUGGCAAAUCAAUGACUGCUGGCCCGUCACGUCCUGGGCUAUAUGCGACUACUACCUCAGGCCGAAGCACGCCUACUUCACAGUGAAGCGAGAGAUGGCACCCAUUUCCAUCGGAAUCAAGCGACAGGAGCACAAGCACCCCAAGGACAAGUAUACUCGCGUUCACAUCGAGACCAAGGUCCAGGUUGAGAUUUGGGGCAGCAACCUGAUGCUCGAAAACCUGACGGCGGACUGCGUCGUCAAGGCCUGGGAUGUCGAGUCUGGCAAGGAAACCUUCUCUCAAACGGUCUCGCCGUCCAUCCUACUGCCAAAGAACCGCUCCACCGAGAUUUCGGUGCUCGAUGUCCCCGUUGAGAAGCCCAACGCGGGUCUUGAGGGCCGCACCGUUGUUGCUGCCUACCUCUACCAAGAAGGCAAGCAGAUUGCGCGUUAUGUCAACUGGCCUGAGCCGCUCAAGUAUCUGCACCUCCAAAAGCCCAAGUCUCUCCGGGCCGAGGUGGCCGACGACGGCAAGACUGUAGAGGUCAGCGCCGAGGUGCCCGUCAAGGGCCUGGCGCUGGAGUGCGAGGAUGACGACGUCAAGUUCGAAGACAACUUGGUUGACAUCGUUCCUGGCGAAGUAGUACGCGUCGGUGUGAGCGGUACCAAAAAAGGAACUGUCAUCACGACGCAGUACUUGGGGAUGAUGAGUUAG